AUGACGGAUAUACGAUGGGGUCUAUUCGGAAUGUUAAUUUCUAACUCAAUAUUCUUGGCAUCAGUAGUUCUAACAGAUCAGAGAGAGAAACUUUUCAUGGGAUGUUUACUUCCAUUCACUCCAAUCAUCUAUUGUUUUGUCAUGUUCACCAGUAUUAGGCGGAUGAGAUAUGUUCAAAUACCAGCUGAAUUCAAACCGUAUUCGAAACUUAACGUAUAUGUUGUCGUAAUAGGAAUGCUUCAUAUUCUUGGAGCAAUAUUUUUCCUCAACCAAUCGAUAAGAUGGCCACUGGAAUGCCUUCUACUUUUUAUUUCUUCAUUUGUUUUCUCUGUCGACUUGUAUUUAUCCUUGAUAUUAGACACUUUCAUUCUAGUCAAUCAUCCAAAAGAGGACGAUGAAUCAAUUCAAAAGUAUAUUGAUCGUCAAGAACAAUUUCGACUUUCAUUGAGGAUUCUCCAUUUCAGCACGCCACUUUUCAUUGAUUCGUUCGACGAGGAGAAACAUCUGAAGGAUUAG
Molecule: messenger RNA, 516 nt
Organism: Caenorhabditis remanei
Lineage: Eukaryota; Metazoa; Nematoda; Chromadorea; Rhabditida; Rhabditidae
Exons: 4
Coding region: 1-516 (171 amino acids)
Source: RefSeq, a predicted model, not a curated record